AUGGAAGCCGGAACACCUGCCGAACUCAGUGGGGUGAAAGCCCAUCAACUGGCGAUCCAGUACCUUGAGCCACUUCUAUCGCCUGUUGCCUUGGAACCAACUGGUAAUUUGGAAGCUCCGUGGAGGAUCUAUCUGUUCGGGGCUGGUGCCAUCGCACGCCUCCACGCAGCUGCAGCCAAGAAACUUGACAGGUACCAGCUGUUUGCUGCCGACCCCUCAAAUGAGGCCCGUGAGAGUUUCUCAAAAGCCUUUCCUCAUGCUAAAGUGUUUGAAGACGCAGAGGUGAUGCUAGCUAGCUCCCCGGCACAGGAUCGCGAUAUAGUCGUCGUUGCUGUGCCUCCUUGGCUGCAUCAUUCGGCGGCAUUGGCUUCCAUCCGGUCCAAGAGGCACGUCUUGUGCGAGAAGCCAGUGGCAUUAUCGCAAGCUGAGCUCGAUGACUUGCUCGCUGCUGCCCGCAAUACCGGUCGUCAUUUCGGUGACUGCAGCGUCCGGUUCUUGUGCAACGACGCUUUAGGCCGCGCCCGGGAAAUUGUCUCGUCUGGGGGUAUUGGAUCUCCCUAUCACGCACGCUUGGUUAACCGGAACCCUCGAAUCCGUCCAGGUAUUGAGUUCCAGCCGGAAAGCAAAUGGUUCCUGGACAAGACACAAGCUGGCGGCGGCAUCUCCUUUGACUGGGGUGUCUAUGACCUUUCGAUGCUGUUCGACGUCCUACGCCCUGUUGCGGUGCAUGUCCACCAUGCAUAUACCGCCGCACCACCAACAGGAGCUGAUCCGCCUGAUUGUAAUAUCACUGUGGAGUCGCACGUUGGUGCAGCAAUGUCUCUGGAACUGGAAAAUGGUGCCACGGUAGCACUAGACUUUGAGCGCGCGAGCGGAUUUCACGGCGAAUCUCAAUCGAUACUGAACGUUGACGGCUCGACAGGUGGCUUGUCCUGGGAGUGGUGUCCUCCUUUUGAGAACGAUUCAGUCCAGCUGAUGCACUACGUGGAUGUGGCGGGCAAAGUUGAUAAGAGGCUGGAGCAAUUCCCUGCUUUUGGGUGGGAUGAAGUCCACGGUCGUCCGCUGCUCGCAUUCGUUGACCUAGUUGCCGGUCGCGAUAGCGUUAUCUUGCCAGCUAGGAGGCUUGCGUUUAACUACGCUGUCCUAUUGGCUAUAUACCAGUGUGCUGCUGAUGGUAAGCCUAUAGAUGUUCAUCUCAAGAGUUAG
Molecule: messenger RNA, 1206 nt
Organism: Trichoderma virens Gv29-8
Lineage: Eukaryota; Fungi; Ascomycota; Sordariomycetes; Hypocreales; Hypocreaceae
Exons: 1
Coding region: 1-1206 (401 amino acids)
Molecular function (GO): nucleotide binding
Source: RefSeq, a predicted model, not a curated record